Molecule: messenger RNA, 705 nt
Organism: Anthostomella pinea
Lineage: Eukaryota; Fungi; Ascomycota; Sordariomycetes; Xylariales; Xylariaceae
Source: the annotation of a GenBank genome assembly
AUGACGACCAGUAGCAGUACUACGGUGACUGAUAUGACAACGUCAAGUCCGGUGAUAACAACUAGCAGUGUACCCGUCACGACAUCCAUGACGAGCGAUAGUACGACGACAAGUGAAAGUGCGACCACGAGUGAAAGCCUCAUGUCAGCCACUGAAUCCUCCCAGAGCGCGACCGCGAGCACUACUGCUAGCAGCAGCAGCGCAAUACCACCCGGCCCCACGAAUUUCUGUCUCAGAAUAGCAUCCGAUUCCCCUAUAUACCCCGGCUACAUCGUCUCCACGAACGGGCCGCAGUCGGAUAUGCCACUCAAGGACCCAUCCGACACCACAGCCCAGGAAGCGCGCUUCGAAUUAGAUUCCAGCACCGGCCGGCUGACGCUCACAGACGACACGAUAGCGGCCGUCAUGGCGCCCUUUGACGAUCCCCAGUUCUUGGCGCCCUACUACGACACCGACAUCGCCGACUCGCCGGGAAACUAUGCCCAGCUGACGUGCUCGACCGCGGACGGGACGUACGACCAAGGCACGGUGCUGGAUUGUUUGGCCGAUCCCGCGGUCCAUGCGUACCCGCGGUUCAGCAUGAUAGACAACGGCGGUUAUUAUACGUAUCUGGCCAUGUCUACUGGCGAUAAUGGCGAUGUCACCGUUUUCGACCUGGCUAUAUUCUACGACCCAGACUGUGGCACCUACGGAGACCUAGGGUAG